AUGAGGGUUUUAACGCGGUACAAGUAUGUUCAAAUCCGAGUGUUCCGUCCGUUACGGAGAACCAGACGGACGUUCUGCCUCGUUUUAUGCACGGCUCUACUAUUCGGAUUUUUCACACUGGUAUUGGAGAUAUUCAGCACAUCCGAUAGAUAUCGGAUCUAUUCCAUGGUUCCCUACAGCGGUAACCUAAGUGAAGUGCAACAACAUCUCGUUUCGUCAGUGAUCAGGGCCCCAACAAGUAUUCCGGAACGUGUUCAUGAACCCGUGGUAAAACCAUGGAAUCCCUUCCGGACCAAGGCCAUUAGUCAUAAAGGUGGUGUUCAAAUGCGACAUGAACACAAACCGAAAUAUAUGCCGCCAAAUUCAACACGUCAUCUCAUAUCAGGGCAAAACAAAUCACAUGAUUUCCUAAACGCCAAUAAGACUGAAUAUAUCGUACACCAUGAAAUAAGUAAGCCAUUUAAUAGUCAUCCCCAUAAUACCUCAUUGGUCCCCAAAGGGAAAGUAGCCUCAUCAGGGAAUGGAGUUAAGGCGAAAUCUAAAUAUUUAUCAUAUACCAACAACUUCACAUAUCCUCUGGAUAUCAAUAUAGUAGCUCUUGUAAGCGACGCUAUCAAGGGGUUGGAGUAUACUAAACACCAACCCAUUAAUCCGCACAAUUUUUGGUAUCUCCAUAAACCGAAUAACUGUGCUUUCAAACUUCAACAGAAUGCAACCAAGAAUGUUCUUGUGCUUGUGAAGUCGUUUGCCGGUAACUUAGAACAACGAGAGGCACUAAGGACGUUAUGGAACACCACUAACGAUCCCAAUAUGAGACGGGUAUUUAUGCUUGGAUAUCGCCGAUCGCAUCAGCUAGCCAUUGACAACGAAAGUAGAAAAUACCACGACAUCAUCCAGGAAAACUUCAUUGACAAUUAUAUGAACAACACAUUUAAGACGAUAAUGGCGUAUAACUGGGCAACGAAGUACUGUCGUCGCGCGCAUGUCAUUCUAUUUUUGGACGAUGAUUACCUCGUAAAUAUGACGGUCAUGGCAGCUCACAUAAGGGCUGCAUACAAGAAUCAGAGCUCCGGACUCUACACAGGGACGCUUGCUAAACACGCCCCUCCAUACCGAAACAAAAACGAACGGUGGUACCUAAGCUACCAACAGUACCCGUAUGACGAGUUUCCGCCAUACGUUGGAGGUGGCGCUUACGUUGUUUCUUAUGAUGUAGCCAAAAAGUUUAAAUUUGCCUUUCCUUAUGUGCAAUACAUGGGCAUUGACGAUGUGUAUUUGGGUAUUGUGGCAAGAAAAUUAGGUAUAAGCGCCAAAAAUGACCCAUACCUCAACAGUCACAGCAAGGUCGCGUUGGCAAAGGAGUGUUCCCACAAUGCCUCUGAACUUCUUCGAAAAAUAUGUCCACUCAGUGUGAUCAAAAAGCAAGUGUUUCGGGUCUACAACCGACGCAAACAAAAACCUGUUAGCGCCACUGUUUUUGUUGUAUGUUUUGGUCUAGCAAUGUCCGCUAUUGUAAUGUUAUCAUGUUGUUUAUCUGAUUAA
Molecule: messenger RNA, 1542 nt
Organism: Ylistrum balloti
Lineage: Eukaryota; Metazoa; Mollusca; Bivalvia; Pectinida; Pectinidae
Product: lactosylceramide 1,3-N-acetyl-beta-D-glucosaminyltransferase-like
Exons: 1
Coding region: 1-1542 (513 amino acids)
Cellular component (GO): membrane
Molecular function (GO): UDP-glycosyltransferase activity; hexosyltransferase activity
Source: RefSeq, a predicted model, not a curated record